Messenger RNA from Zychaea mexicana, 1059 nucleotides. RefSeq lists its product as uncharacterized. The transcript is spliced from 8 exons. Lineage: Eukaryota; Fungi; Mucoromycota; Mucoromycetes; Mucorales; Lichtheimiaceae. The coding region runs from base 1 to 1059 and encodes 352 amino acids. The record is from RefSeq and is a predicted model, not a curated record.
AUGUUUCCCCAGAUCAUUGAUUGGAAGUCUCCAUUCUUUGAAGGAGCUUUUGAAGUUGGACCACUCACCCGUAACAUUGGCAGCAUACCUUGCGUCAUUUACAACUUUUUUAAGAAACUUAAUUCACCAAACAAACCGGUUACUUCUCCAAACCAACAACAACAACAACAGCAACAACCAACAGGCGCGCCAACACUUAGCACGACUACUUACCAACCAACAAUGCCAGCGUUCCGUCUUCAAUACCAGCCAUGGAGUGGUCCGAUUGCUGAUUCGCCAGCAGAAGCAGCUCAAGGCCUUUUCCGAAGAGCUGAUACCGGCAGCGGGGGACGCAGUACUCAAGAUUGGAGAGACCUCGCAUAUACUCCUGUUCCUGAACGCAUGGGCGAUCCAGCACUCGGCAUUAGUUUGCCAAAACUAGAAUAUCGACCCGCUUAUACUCAUCGACGAAAGACGACAGAGCGCUUAAAUAAAUCUCUCUGGCAACUCAACCCUUCCCCCAUCAUCGUGGACCGUUUCAGACAUGAACAGGAGGAAGAUAUGAGAAAGAAAUGGGAUCUCUUUGAAGAUAGAUCGUCGAAGGUCUACUAUGAUAGACUUCGUCAGUGGCUUACCACCAAUAUAAUGGAUCCUACCCUGAAAACGGUUUCACUUGUUGAAAAUCAACUUCCACAGCAAGGCACAAACUUUGUGAAUUGUCCACCUAAUAUUCUGGCAUUGUUGAUAGUUGAACCUAACACUAUGGCCGACAACGCGUUUCCUAUCAUGCUAGUCCAAAAGCUGAUUUCAGUGAAGGGAUAUGAAAACGAUCGUGCUCGACAACAUGUACUGGAACGUUUGAAGGAAUUGGUCAACAGACCUCGGUACCACAGUCUUCUCAGUGAGGCAGAUCUACCCAGUGAUUCUGAAAUCAUUAUCCAUAUUUUCAACACUUAUUUGGAACACAUGAUGCCGCACAUUGUUCCAUUGCUUGUCCCUCUCCAAGGUGGCGAUGUGUACAAGUUGCUGUUGGUAUUCUUCUUCAUCAACGAAGAACUCAAAAAAGAAAUCUUUGAUUAA